GCGAAUGACUUACCACUCCUACGCAUCCGAUCGUCGCGCGCGAACGUACAUCACUUUCACGUUUAAAAAAAAAUAAAAAAGGGGGAAACUCACACUAGAAAUCGGCGAAUUUUUCUCGAUUAAUCGCCCAGUUAUAUUAUCAACGUCACGCCGUGAUAUCGGUGUUUACAAAUAAAAUUAUAACAAAAAUCGAAGCGAAUUGUUUGCCGUGCAUGUGUGAAAACUUUACAUUUUUUUUUCGUUUCGUUUUCUCUGAGUUUCCUAUCGAUUUCUUCUCUUUAAUUUCCUUUUUAAAAGUGACGUUAUUUAACUUAAAAUUUAGUGCAUAAAAGUUUACUGAUUAUUUUAAACAUAAUUCAGUUUUUUGAUUUAAUUAUAAAAUAUUUUAGUGAAAUAGUGACGGUGCAAUAUUUUUCGUGUUAUUUGUACGAUAAUACACAGCCAAUCGUUGUGUAUUUAAAUAAGCUUUUAACAACUCAUAUUUUAUUAACAGUGCAGUAAAAGUUACGUAACUUAUUUAACACUUAACAACAUUAUCGGAUUUCUUUAGCUUUCUUCGUUAGUAACUUUGUAGUGUACUAGAGUCAGUUUAGUGUAUUUUCAGGCGUACAUUUGUGCGUUUUUUUUAAUAUUUUGGUGUAAUAUGGGUAGUGUUGGAUUCGCUAUGCCUUUGUUGAGCACGCUAGCUGCUUUGGUGAUCAUCGUGCACUCUGCUGAGGAGGAAUAUGAGCGGGAGUACCAUAUGAUGCGACCGAGGGCUUUGGAUACGGAAACAAACUAUGAGCAGCCAUGGAGGUUAGCAGAAAUGAGGCCUACAAUUACGCAAUCUCCACAAUCGAGUGGUUCAUGGGAUGAAACUGACCCUGAAAUGACAAUGCGGCGCAGAAGAGUUCGCAAGAGAAAGCGACGACCACAACCAUCCGAAGAGGAUGAUUUCGUACCACAAGAAAGAAUUUACUCGCAUAAUGAAGAGCCCCAAGUUCAUCCUCAAGAAAAUAUAGAAAGACCAAGGCGGCGACGAAAGAAAAUGGACUUUCAGAAUACAAACGACAAAGAAACUCAAACUGAUUUGAAUGAAGAAGCUAACAGACCCAAAAAGAGAAGAGGUCGUAAACGAAAAAGGCCAUUAGCAAACUCUUGGCCGGAACUAAGCGAAUUUGGUAUAUAUCAAGAAGCAUAUGACGGUACUGAGCAACCCACAUUGCAUAAAGAAAAGCAAACCGAUAGUGUCCAUGACGAAAAGUAUGAUAACCAAAAAGAUAUUAACGAAAAAGCUUAUUUUAAAGUACAAAUUCAUAAUGAAAAUGAACCUGAAAUCGAAAAAACGAUACAACCCCCGGUGGUUGCAAAUAUUGACGAUAGAUCAUUGUCUGAAUUCUCUUUAGAAUCAAUGACUCCAAAUAAAACUACAAUUGAAGAGAAUAAAAUUAUAGAUAAAGGAAUAAUAUUAAGUAAUAAUAUGAAACUGCCUAAGGAAACAGCAUCAUUAGAUCCUUUAACAUUAAAAGCAUUACUAAAAAAAUCAAAUGGAAAAAGUUUAAGUGAAAUUCUUCAACAGAAUAACUUAUCCCUAUCUGACCUUCUUCGUGGCAGGGAGAAAGCAUUAUCCAUCCUAAAAAAAGAAAGUGUAAUACCACAAGAUAUAGGACAAUCAAGACAUUCAAAUAAAGUCUAUUAUAGUCAAAUCAAUUCUAUACAAAACACUGAAAUAAUAAAUAAUAAAAAGGAAAUAAAUGAAUCUGAAAUGGAAGAAAACAGGGGCGCUGAAACUGAAACUACUACACUUAUAACUACAACAGAUCAAAUAACAGAAGAUUAUAAAGAUAAUAGUUAUAACAACAAUUUUUUUAAAUACAAUCAAGAAGAAAAUUAUGCUGAUGAAAAUCAUAGAAGUAAUAAUUUACGUAGGCGAUUCCCUGGCGGCAUUCGAAGAAAACUACGAACGAGGCCAAACGUUAACGAUGCUUUUAAAAGUCAACUAAGCAGGGAUUUAAUAGCAUUAACAUCGAUGAAAUACAGAAACAAUAGGAAUUUAUCCAAGUCCAGAGAAUGGAAGGACAUCAUACCUUCAAUGAUGAAAGUAGAAUCUUCUAGUGCAGAUAACGUACAAACAGAAACUGAAACUGAAAUAACCACUACUCCAUGUUCAUAUACAGAAACAACUACUCAAGAGGAAUAUGAAUCUACCACUGAUGCUUUUUACACAUCCAUAGAUACAGAGCCAAGCACUGAUGUAGAAGAUCAACCAGAAGAUACCACUGAGACUAAAACCACAUAUAUAGAAUUAGAAGGACUUGAUAUAGCUCAGUUUACAACUACACCAUUAGAUGUAAAUACGGAGCAAGAAAAGGAAACCACAACAUUUACACCAAGGCCUUUGUCAAUUGUGAAAUCUAUAAAUGCAACUGAUUGGAGGCGUCAAACUUUAAAUAAUAGAUUAAAAAGGAAACGAGGUAAACAUAGGACAUCCACUACAGAAAUACCUAAUAUACCAGAAUCAAAAGAUAACUUCAGUAAUGGGAAAUACCUAUCUGCGUCGGAAUUUAAUACAAAGACACAAAUGAGAACAACAAAUACGGCAGAAGAGGAAGAUUUUACGACCUUGGAGGAUUUUUUGACUACGGAAGCUUCUCAACAUGUUCCAAGCCGGUAUCAAUAUAAAAAGCUAACAAAUGCUAAAAAUGUUCCAGAUUUUACAAUAAAUAAAGCAUUUGUAACAGAAAGAACGGCAAAAAUAGAAAUUGACGAAAUUCUUAAUGACAAUCACUCAAGUGCAAAACUUUCAAGAAUACUUAAAGAAAGGAAUAUGACAUUGAAAGAAUUAUUGGAACACAGAGAACGUGGUUCAAGUCAUGUUCACUUGGCUGAUAUAUUUCAUAAUGCUUCAAGAGAACCAAAUCCAGAACCAGAACCAUUUCUCUCCAAGUCACUUAUAGAACCGAUAUCAAGGGAAACUUAUCCCCUUAGAGCUUUAUUAGACGCAAACAUACAUGAUCCCAGAACUACAACUGUCGAUCCCAGUGUUCUUCAAAUAAAUAAAGAAACUAUACCAGUGGUAAUGGAUUUUGGCAAUAAUGUAAAUGAAAACAGUGAAAACAAGGGAAUUAUGUCAUUCAUUAAAAGCAACACAGCUGGCUUUAAUUCAAACAAUAAAAGCGCAGUAGUAAAUUAUGACAAAAAAGACGUUAAACUGAAUUUUAAUACCCCAGAAAUUGGAACUGCAAGGGGAUCUCGUUUUCUGAAGUCCGAAACAGAUUCUGUUACAUGGAACGAUGUAAUAAACAUAAUUAAAAAAAAUGACCAAGAAGAAAACACUGAAAAAGACAAUUCAUUGGAAAAUGAUUUACCAAUUUUGGAUACACUAAAGAAAAUCGACCUUGAAGAGGAUAUAGACGGCGAUGGUGUGAUCGUACUGGGCGAUUUGCAGCAGUUAAGAAAUAUGGCGAGAAAAACAUCUCUAGAAUCAAAUUUAAAUGAGAGAAAUAAUAAGCAAACUGCAAACGAAUCAAUUACAGUGUUGAGUGAUACCAAGUCAGUAACAGUGGCUACUGCAAGCAUUAUCGGUCUAGCUCUUAUACUUUUCCUACUAACAUAUGCUAUAUUAAAAUGGAAACAACAAAAUAAAAUAUUCCAUACAAAACGGGCAAAAGAAGAUGAGUUUGUACCAAGUCCUGUAUUCGAAAGUAGGAAGGGACAUAAAAUUAAUAGCAGCAUACGUAGUAAAAGUCCAAUGCUUGCAACUUCAAACAUAUAUUCAAUUGAUACCAUUGAUACUCGUGCUGGUUCUGAGUCGCCUGAAUAUAUGUGGGAUACAUUGAGAAAACCCUUUCAAUAAACAUUUGCAUUAUUUAUAAACAUGGAUAAGGAUUUAAACCUUCAAAGUAAAAUGAACUUUAAACAAUAGUGAUUAGGUCCACUUUACUAUGAAGAAAAUUGAGGUUUAAACCUUAAUCUAUGUUUAUAAAUAUUAGGGCAAUGCAUUUCCUUGUAUUAUAAGACUAGACUGAAAUUGAAUGUUACUUUAUUUAUUUCAUUAUUCUUAGUUUAAUAUUUUGAUUUUGAUUUUAGAACUAGUGACCUGAUAUUACAAUAAGUAUUUGUUUAAUA
Molecule: messenger RNA, 4107 nt
Organism: Bicyclus anynana (squinting bush brown)
Lineage: Eukaryota; Metazoa; Arthropoda; Insecta; Lepidoptera; Nymphalidae
Product: dual specificity protein kinase splB
Exons: 5
Coding region: 644-3835 (1063 amino acids)
Source: RefSeq, a predicted model, not a curated record